This is a messenger RNA of Danio aesculapii, 6185 nucleotides long. Its product is annotated as zinc finger E-box-binding homeobox 1-like. The record is from RefSeq and is a predicted model, not a curated record. Lineage: Eukaryota; Metazoa; Chordata; Actinopteri; Cypriniformes; Danionidae. The coding region runs from base 166 to 2427 and encodes 753 amino acids. The transcript is spliced from 8 exons. Gene Ontology annotation, molecular function: RNA polymerase II cis-regulatory region sequence-specific DNA binding; DNA-binding transcription factor activity, RNA polymerase II-specific. Gene Ontology annotation, biological process: anatomical structure development; regulation of transcription by RNA polymerase II.
GUUGUAGCUGUGAUGUGACUCAUUGACACACUGUGAAAAAUAGCCGAGUCAGACACUUGUGCUCACACUCACUGCUGAUUGCUGGAUGUUUGCUGAAAUCUCAAUCAAGGGGACGUGGAGCGCUGCCUGGGCUCUGAGGGCGAGGAUGAGGGCAGUGUUUGGGGAAUGGAGGCUCUGGACAGCAGAGAUGCUCAGGAUAAACUCAGUCUGACGGCCAGCGAGGAGACGGAGUCCAGCAGUCCAGCAGCCGAGAGCUGGACCGACCCGGAACACACACCUCGCAAAACACACUGCAGCAUGACCAGUCCAGGUACAGCUCAUGUGUCUGAAGCUCAGUACGAGUCUGUGGUUCAGCUGAGGAAAGUGUCAUCUCUGCUGCAGCAGCAUAACGGAUCCACACACUCAUUUCCUCAUGAGGACACGUCACCCGUCUGCUGGUCACCAGGAGAAAACCAGUCCCCCGAGGCCAAAGAUGCUGGACUGCUGCCCGCAGACGUCCCUCAGAUGGUGGGUCAGGUGUGUCCGUUCUGUCAGCGCUCGUACAGGUGUGAAGCGUCUCUGCGGGAACACCUGAGCUUCUGUCCGGAGCGAGAGGCCGGAGAGUGUGUGUGUCCUCUGUGUGGAUACAACACACCCUACAGGUCACAGAUGGAGUCACACCUGAGCCUGCACACACACGACAAGAGCUCCAUGUGUGAUCCCGGUCUGGAAAACAGGAAGUUCAAGUGUAAUCAGUGUGGGAAAGCCUUUAAGUACAAGCAUCACCUGAAGGAGCACCUGCGCAUUCACAGCGGUGAGAAGCCAUACGAGUGCUCGAACUGUAAGAAGCGCUUCAGUCACUCGGGCUCCUACAGUUCACAUCUGAGCAGUAAAAAGUGUCUGAACGGAGGCGCUGGUGCCAACGGGACCCACUAUAACGGGCACUCUCACCCCACGUACCUCUUCCCUUCGCCAGUGUCGCCCCCUGUGGCCAGUGGCAGGAACAGCAGCCGAGGGAAGGGCUCUCCAUAUGGAUCAAUCACACAGUAUCAGCCGAUGCCAGCUCUGAGCCGGCCUUGGGACCCCACGGAAGAUUUAACCCUGCGGACGGGCGUAUUUAAGGGCACUAGACUGCUCCCGCUGCUGCAGUCGCGGAGUAAGUUUGAACACCUCCUGCAGGAGAUGCUGCGGAAGGAAGUCGGAGAUGAAAACACGCAUAAAAACGACAGGUCUCCAGCAUCCUGGCACUCGGUCCCGCAGCAGAUCCUCGCCCCAAUGCCCACACCCCUGCAGCGGGCACAGGAUGAGAUAAUUGACCCCACAUCACCUGCUUUAUCUGAACGCCAGCAGCUGAUUGGCUGUCGUUUUGGCUCUCCUCCAUGUUUGGAUCUUUCUCCGCGCCAGUUGAACCCUCAGAGCGAGCCUUUAGAUUUAUCCAUUCCUAAAUCACGGGACUGCAGAACCACCAAUGGUUUGUCUCCACAAAAAGAGGCGGGGUUUAGACUAUUGACUCCACCUUUGCAUCACACAGAGGCGGGGUUUAGAUGCUUAACCCCGCCUUUGCAUCAAACUGAUGCGGGGUUUAGAAGAUUAACUCCACCUUCAAAUCAGAACGAGGCAGUGUUCAGAAGAUUGACUCCGCCUUCAAAUCAAACCGAGGCGGGGUUUAGAAGAUUAACCCCCCCUUCAAAUCAGAAUGAGGCGGGGUUUAGGAGAAUGACUCCGCCUUCGCAUCAGCAAGUGGGUGGGGCUUAUGCUGGAGCGCCACUGUUUGGCAACACAGUGUUCAGUGGUUUCCCGCUCUUCAGUCACAUGAUCUCCGGACACAACGGGCUUACAUCCCUUCCUCUAACACCUCCAACCACGAGUCCUGGCUUCUUGUCGCCGGUUGCAUAUAUGAUGGAGGCGGAGCCAGAGGCGGUGCUUAAGAGAAUACAGAACGAUCGACAGGCUAUCAUGACUGAGGCUCUGGGUCGUGGUGCUCUGGAUCUCCUCUCUCUGAUGGAUGAUGGGAUGGAUCCUGAAAUCUCUGCGGGCAGAAAGAGGCUGAAGAAGACAGAUGAAGGCCUGUACGCCUGCGACAUCUGCGACAAAACCUUCCAGAAGAGCAGCUCAUUACUGAGGCAUAAAUAUGAGCACACAGGAAAGAGACCUCACGAGUGUCAGAUCUGCAAGAAGGCCUUCAAACACAAGCAUCAUCUCAUUGAACACAGUCGUUUGCACUCGGGAGAAAAACCUUAUCAGUGUGAUAAAUGCGGCAAACGCUUCUCUCACUCGGGCUCGUACUCACAGCACAUGAACCACCGCUAUGCUUUCUGCAGCCCGGACGGUGACCCAGAGCCAGAGCCGGAGCCGCAGGGCUCCGCAGGAGACCGAGGAGGAGCAUUCCUGACCGACUCCAGCCUGGAGGAAGAAGAGGAGGAGGAGGAGGAAAACACUGACCACUGACACACACACUCACACAUUUACAGAUGUGUGGUAAAUUAUUGGUACCCUUCAGUUUUGUUCAGGCCUGUGGGUUUUAGUCUCAUUUCCACUGAUUUUUAGUUCCACAUCUUUCCACUCCUGCUUGGUUUUAUUCCCACACCUAACCGCUUCCUCUAGAUUUUACAUCUGCUCCCGGUGAGUUUUAGUCCCAUUUCCCAUAAUUUUUUGUUUCACUUCUGCCCGCUCCUGCUGGGUUUUAGUCCCACACCUGACAGCUCCCUCUGGGUUUUAGUCCCACACCUGACCGCUCCCUCUGGGUUUUAGUCCCACACCCACUUGGUUUUAGUCUCAUACCUGACUGCUCGUGUUUUAGUCCCACACCUGACAGCUCCCUCUGGGUUUUAGUCCCACACCUGACAGCUCCCUCUGGGUUUUAGUCCCACACCCACUUGGUUUUAGUCUCAUACCUGACUGCCCGUGUUUUAGUCCCACACCCGACAACUCUCUCUGGGUUUUAGUCCCACACCUGACAGCUCCCUCUGGGUUUUAGUCCCACACUCACUUGGUUUUAGUCCCACACCUGACAGCUCCCUUUGGGUUUUAGUACCACACCUCACCACUCGGGUUUUAGUCCUUUCCACUCCUGCUUGGUUUUAUUCCCACAUCUAACCGCUUCCUCUAGAUUUUAGAUCUGCUCCCGGUGAGUUUUAGUCCCAUUUCUGGUAAUUUUUUGUUUCACUUCUGCCCGUUCCUGGUUCCCAGACCUGACCGCUCCCUCUGGGUUUUAGUCCCACACCUGACCGCUCCCUCUGGGUUUUAGUCCCACACCUGACCUCUCCCUCAGGGUUUUAGUCCCACACCUGACAGCUCCCUCUGGGUUUUAGUCCCACACCUGACCGCUCCCUCUGGGUUUUAGUCCCACACCUGACCGCUCCCUGUGGGUUUUAGUCCCACACCUGACCGCUCCCCCUGGGUUUUAUUCCCACACCUGACCGCUCCCUCUGGGUUUUAGUCCCACACCUGACUGCUCCCUCUGGGUUUUAUUCCCACACCUGACCUCUCCCUCAGGGUUUUAAUCCCACACCUGACUGCUCCCUCUGGGUUUUAGUCCCACACCCACUUGGUUUUAGUCUCAUACCUGACUGCUCGUGUUUUAGUCCCACACCUGACAGCUCCCUCUGGGUUUUAGUCCCACACCUGACCGCUCCCUCUGGGUUUUAGUCCCACACCCACUUGGUUUUAGUCUCAUACCUGACUGCUCGUGUUUUAGUCCCACACCUGACAGCUCCCUCUGGGUUUUAGUCCCACACUCACUUGGUUUUAGUCCCACACCUGACAGCUCCCUUUGGGUUUUAGUACCACACCUCACCACUCGGGUUUUAGUCCUACACCUGACCACACCUGACUGGUUCCUCUGGGUUUUAGUCCCACACCUGACCGUUCCCUCUGGGUUUUAGUCCCACACCUGACAGCUCCCUCUGGGUUUUAGUUCCACACCUGACCACUCCCUCUGGGUUUUAGUCCCACACCUGACCGCUCCCUCUGGGUUUUAGUCCCACACCUGACCGCUCCCUCUGGGUUUUAGUUCCACACCUGACCGCUCCCUCUGGGUUUUAGUCCCACACCUGACAGCUCCCUUUGGGUUUUAGUACCACACCUCACCACUCGGGUUUUAGUCCUACACCUGACCACACCUGACUGGUUCCUCUGGGUUUUAGUCCCACACCUGACCGUUCCCUCUGGGUUUUAGUCCCACACCUGACAGCUCCCUCUGGGUUUUAGUUCCACACCUGACCACUCUCUCUGGGUUUUAGUCCCACACCUGACCGCUCCCUCUGGGUUUUAGUCCCACACCUGACCGCUCCCUCUGGGUUUUAGUUCCACACCUGACCGCUCCCUCUGGGUUUUAGUCCCACACCUGACCACUCGGGUUUUAGUCCUACACCUGACCACACCUGACUGGUUCCUCUGGGUUUUAGUCCCACAACCAACUACUCCUGCUGGGUUUUACUCCCACUUCUGCUGGUUUUAGUCCUGUUCCGCUGUUUUUUUUUUUGUUUCCCACAGGAAUGCAGACCUCUGCAGCAAUAUCUGAUAUUCAUUAGUUUAUUUUCAGCAUUAUUUUAAAUAAUUUCUGUGUAGUUUUUCUUUCUUCAGUGGAAGGGUACCAACAAUUUUGUCCACGUCUGGAUAAUUUACUAUCCCAUUGUUUUUUUUUUCAUAGACUUAAUUAAUAUAGUAUAGACUGUAUAUUCUCUCCUCUACCCCAACUUUACGAAAACCCAAUCCUCACAGGAAACAAUCUGCAUGUUUACAUUUUCAAAAGAUCUAAUUCUGUAUGAUUUAUAAGCAUUAGUGCCCAUGGAGACCUUAAAUUUUGUCCCCAUGGUGACAUAUCCCCAUGAGUCUGUUCGUAUUUAAUUUUAAGUCCCCACUGUGACAUAAAAACAUGUACACACGCGCACACACACACACACACACAGCAGUUGUGCCCUUUUCUUUAUUCCAGACUGUAUUCAACCAACUUUGCACAUCAGAGAAGUUUUGCCAAAGAGAAAUCCAGUAACAUGUCAAAAUAAGUUCUACAAAAUAAAUAAGAAAUUAUAUUUUAUAUUAAAAAUAUGACAUUUUUAGGACCAUUAAGAUUUUAUUGCAUUGACAAUAAAUUCUCAUUAAUGCACACCAUAAAAUAACCAUACUAAUUCAAUAAUUGUUUUUCUAUCUUAAAUGCUCUAAAAUUUAAAUCAUAUUCUGCAUCAAAAUAACCAAAAUAUGUGAACAUUUAGAUUAAAAAAAUCUAAAUUAAAAUGUCUUUAUUAAAUAAAACAUUUUAAAAAGAGAUUAACUAACUAAUAAAUAUAGAUAUUUGAACAUUUUACACAUCACUUUCAUACAAACUUUAUGCAUCAUAAAUGUAUAUGAGUGAAAAUAUCAAUGCAAAAAUAUGAAUGGUUCUAAAAAUAGGUUUAAUUUUCAUAAUACAAAUAGUAUUUUUGUAUAUUUAAACCGUAUAUAUUUUCAGUGUUAUCUUUUCAUAAAAUCGGUGCUAGAUUAAAAGUGCUCAGGAGAAAUAAAACAUAAUAAAUAUUAAAUAUUUCAAUAUAAUAGCCAUUUAAAAAUCCUGAUUUUCUUGCAGCCGUAAUCAAGGGUUAAUUAAUGACAGGUUUGUUCAUCUAUUGUAGUAUGUGGAAUAAUGCACUCCAGACCAUUGAAUUAUUAGAAAAUAAUCCACACCCAAGGUCUGCUUUUCUAAUCAAUUUAAUUUUCUUUUUAAAUGGGGCCUCGUCUGGGAUCAAAAUUAUUUUUAAUAAUUCUUAUUAUUGUUUCAUACAUGCACUAUAACUCACAGCCAGUUUAAACACAGAUUUAGCAUCGGUGAACUGGAGAAACUGGACAAUAACCACAGACAUUUAAUGCUCAAAUCUAAAGUUUACUUUUUAUUUUGCACUCAGAGCUGAUGGAGUCUAAUAUCUGCAUCUAAUAGUGAUAUUAAUAAUCUUCAUUGUGAAAUACAAGCCACAAGUGUCCUUCUGAGAAAUGAGGAAAGUUUUGCACUGAAACCACCUCACAGAACGCAGCUUUAUACAGCCAGUUAUGCAAAUAUAUGCUAAUUAAAUAUGCAAUAAUUAACUAAACAAAAACUACUCAAAACGGUGCUUGUAUUGUGCCUUCUGUCAUUUAUUACUCGACUUCUUUCCUCCUUAAGCAACUCGUCUCAGAUCUUCACCAGUGUUAUUUUAUACUCCUGUAUAUGUUCAUAUGUAACCUUUGUAAUAAAG